GUUUGCAUCUGCAGGAGAUGAUGGCAUUAUAUUUCUCUGGAACGCUCAGACCGGAGAAAAACUUUCUGAACUUCAUGGACACACACACAAAAUUACAGCUAUAGCACCAUUUCCUUCGUCAGAUGCUUCUGAAUUAAAAAACCACUUAAUUUUAACAGCAUCAGCUGAUAGAACAGUUAUUGUUUGGGACUGCAGUAGUGGCAGACAGGUUCAGAAAGUGUCAUGUUUCCAUUCUACUGUCAAGUGUUUGACAGUUCUUCAAAGACUGAAUGUAUGGUUGUCUGGAGGGAGUGAUCUAUGUGUUUGGAACCGAAAAUUAGAUCUCUUGUGUAAGACCAGUCAUCUUACUGAUGCAGGUAUCAGUGCUUUGCUUGAAUUGCCUAAAAAUUGUGUUGCGGCAGCUGUUGGCAAAGAGCUAAUAAUUUUUAGGUUGAUUGCUUCUAAUGGCGGAUCUGAAGGUUGGAAUAUCCUUGAAUUAAAACGCCUUGUUGACCAUCAGGAUAACAUUUUGUCAUUAGUCAGUGUCAAUGACUUUACUUUUGUGACAGGUUCUCAUGUGGGUGAGUUAAUAGUUUGGGAUGCACUUGACUGGACAAAGCAGGCAUCCGAGUGCAACUUCUGGGACUCGUCUGUUCAUCCGGAUGUGCAGCCAGAAAUAAAGUUAUCCCAAAGCCCAAAUGAAACUUCAGUUCAACAUUUGACAUCUGAUGAGGAGUGUGUGUUUGCUGCUGUUGGGAAAGGCAUAUACGUAUAUAAUCUUCAAAUGAAGCGUGUGAUUGCCUGCCAAAGAACUGCUCACGACUCUUCUGUACUGCACAUUGAGAAGCUCCCAAACAGGCAGCUGAUCUCCUGUUCAGAAGAUGGCAGUGUGCGCAUUUGGGAGCUCCGAGAAAAGCAGCAGCUGCCAGCUGAACCAGUUCCAACAGGGUUUUUCAACAUGUGGGGAUUUGGAAGGGCAAACAAGCAGGCAAAUCAAGCUGCUAAGAAGAUGCAGGAAAAUACACCUGUGUAUUUCUUGGAGCUGGUUGGUGAUUUGAUUGGUCAUUCGUCAGCUGUGCAGAUGUUCCUGUAUUUUGGUGAACUGGGACUGGCUACGUGCUCUGCCGACCACCUCAUCAUUUUGUGGAAGGAUGGUGAACGAGAAUCUAGACUCCGCAGUUUAACACUGUUUCAAAAAUUGGCGCAAAAUGGUGAUUUGCAGCUCAGAUUUUAA
Nestor notabilis (Kea) is the source of this 1213-nucleotide messenger RNA. RefSeq names its product WD repeat domain 41 (gene WDR41). Gene Ontology annotation, biological process: regulation of autophagy. Gene Ontology annotation, molecular function: protein binding. The record is from RefSeq and is a predicted model, not a curated record. NCBI's taxonomy places the organism in Eukaryota, Metazoa, Chordata, Aves, Psittaciformes, Psittacidae. Gene Ontology annotation, cellular component: lysosomal membrane. The annotation marks the transcript as partial. The transcript has 11 exons.